Molecule: messenger RNA, 1074 nt
Organism: Corvus hawaiiensis (hawaiian crow)
Lineage: Eukaryota; Metazoa; Chordata; Aves; Passeriformes; Corvidae
Gene: TEX36
Product: testis expressed 36
Exons: 5
Coding region: 56-580 (174 amino acids)
Source: RefSeq, a predicted model, not a curated record
CAAGGAGCCGCGGUGGCCCUGGCAGAGUGUCCAGGGGUGGCAGUGACACCGAGCCAUGUCUGAGGAGGGGUGCGAGCAGGCCGGCAAGCGGCGCCCUGGUGACUGGUUUGCUCACGCUGGAGAUGGCCAGGGCGAGCUGGAAUCAACAACAAGCGCUUCACUUAAACACGUCCUGAACUCAGCAGCCGCUCUGGGAACGGAAUUUAGAAUGCCGCUGGAAUACAAAGCUCGGGAGCAGAAAGCAGGAAACAACCAUUUCCCAUUCUCUUCUCAUGACAACAGACACGACAUAUGCAAUGCAGCAGAGUAUUUUGACUUGGGCAUGGGCCUGAGGAAGUUGGAUCCAGAGAAACAGAGACACACCUCCCAUAACUUCUUUGAGUGGGCUCAUGCACCAGACCAGAGCAACAGCAACAGCUUCUUAACCGUUUACCAGACCUCAUUUGUGGCAGAUCCGACCCCUGGAAACAACGAGGGCCGGGGUUGUAGGCGCUACCCGAAACACCACACCCAAAACCAGUGCAGCAACAAACCUGCUCCCGAAGAUGAAAAAGCCGUGCAGCCAUACAAGUCAUCUUAAUUAGCAAAACACUUCUGGAGCACUGACCUAGCAAACCUGAACUGUUCACUACUCAAACCAAUGGUGAAGGAAUAAACAUUGGUGUAAAGCGCACGUGGCAGUACAGUUGAGAGUUCAUUGUGAUCAACAGCCUUACAUUACUCUGAAAACAUACAGUACUAUAAAAACUUUAAAGAAGAGGAGCAUUAUAAGGAAAAGCAAGAUUGUGCAUAUUUUUAGACAUAUCUCUAUUAAGAGAACAGAGAUAGGGAUUGUGCUUGUGUCAUCUGAUUCUGGUUGACCCCCAUCUUGAUACCUAAGCUUAUUCAGCUUCUGAAUCAGUGGCAGGGCUGUACCUCAGGCAGCUGACAGCACCUGUAUUGACACAGGAGCAUAAUGGAACUGGAUCCUCGAGGGAUUACCACAGCAGGGAGCCAAACCCGUGUGUGUUCAGAUGUGAGGACAUGGUCUCCACCUCCACCAAAGCUGCUGUCGCUCGGCCCAUGAUGCCCCUG